AUGGCGUCCGUAAAUGUCAGUGAAGGAACGUUCUCCGAUGUACUCAAGUGGAAUUUUCGAACCAUUAGUGUUUUAACACUGUGUGGGAUGAUCACUAUAUUGACUAUUUUAGGCAAUGGUUUAGUGUUGAUUUCAGUUAAAUUUCGUCUUCAUGCUCGAUCCUACUCAGAUUAUUUUAUUGUUAGCUUAUGUUUAGCCGAUUUUCUUGUUGGUCUAUUCGUCAUGCCAUUGAUGACCGUGCAUUCGUUACAUUUGCGUUGGCCAUUUCAUUAUCGUCUUUGCUAUGUUUGGAUGGCGAUUGACUUUACUUGUUCAACAGCAUCGUUUCUCACACUUGCUUCAAUGGCCUUGGAUCGAUAUUGGGCUUUGACAGCACCGUAUUUUCAUCUACGGAAUCGAUCACAUUCGUCAAUAUUAGUAUUUAUUGUUAGUUCAUGGGCGAUCCCAUUUGCUAUAUGGCCGAGUUCGAUAGUUAUUGCACAUCAUUAUGCAACAAACAAACCAGACUGUGUUCAUCCUGCACGUCCAUAUAUAAUUCUGAUCUUAUGUACAUUUUUCUAUUAUAUUCCAUUAUUGUUUAUGCUUGCUUGUUAUUCAAGAAUUAUCGUUAACAUAAAAAAUAUUGAAGUUCUCAUACGAGGCACUUGGGACACAAUUAAUUUGAAUGGAUCAUCAAACGACUUGAAAACAUCUGUUGUGGCAACGGCAGCAGGAACGUCACCGAUUUAUAAUUAUCUGCAUCAUAACAAGAGUAACUCAACUACAACAUCAUCGUCGAUGCCUUUAUCGUCACUACGAGCGCUUAUUUAUAAAUAUUUUCAGCGAAACCGAACAAAGAAGUCCAAUCGACAAGAUAUUCUGAGUGUAAAUGAAAAGCCUGUUAGUGUUCACGAAGUUGUGAUUAAUCAGAAACCAGCUGAUGAACAUCGUCAUCAUGCGAAAAGACGAGCGAGACGCUCAACAACUGUGUUAAAAGAUAUGAAAAUUAAAAGCUUACCUACACAUGUUGCUCGUCAUCCCCCGCGAUACACAACGACUGCAACAUUUACGGGCCAGAAACGUUUUACUGUUGAAGUCAAUCAAGACAACCGACAAAAAACCCAUCAAGACGAAGAACAUCAAUUAGUUCGAGCUCGUCUCAGUACUCGUACGUCAUCAUUACCAGCUGCUCGUUGUGUGUCGUAUUAUUAUUAUCAACAACAACAACAACAUCAAAAUCACUCUCAGACAAUAAUCACCAAAGCAAUUAUCGAAGAUUGUCAUCAUCCCACUCUGCCUCCCUCUCAUCAGGACAUUGAUCACACUCAUCAACCACAUGUACCUAUCAACGAACGUAGUCGAUCACUAUCUCAUUCAUCCGCGCAAUGUCCGAACAAGAACAUCAAUAACAAUAAUAAUAACAACAAUGGUAUCACUCCGGUCGAUCUCUCGGACCAUAGUUCAUCAUUUGACAAUCCUCUCGACGACGAUCAUCGUCGGUUUAACCAUAAUAAUCCACAGUCACAUUUAUCUACAUCCUAUCAUUCCAGUCGAUACAGCCAACGAGCUGUAGCACAAUUUUUACAUGAACGACAUAAAGCACGGUUACGACGUAAUCAAAAAGCUAGUCGAAUGCUGGGAAUACUUCUCGCUGUUUUUCUCAUUUGUUGGCUUCCAUUCACAAUCUCUUAUCCAACAAUGAUUUUGUACCCAAAUAAGUUCCCAGGUGCUCUUCAAAGUAUUAUUUUCUGGUUCGGCUAUAUCAAUUCGCUACUCAAUCCGUUUCUCUACGUGUACAGUUCACGAAAUUUUCGUCAAGCGAUUAUUGAAACUCUGUGUUGUUACUUUCGAUUUCGAUCACGCCGGCAAUUACGUUAUCAAUGGUCACUUCGUCGUCGACAAAAUUAG
This is a messenger RNA of Adineta ricciae, 1887 nucleotides long. The record is from the annotation of a GenBank genome assembly. NCBI's taxonomy places the organism in Eukaryota, Metazoa, Rotifera, Eurotatoria, Adinetida, Adinetidae.